Spirodela intermedia is the source of this 3189-nucleotide messenger RNA. Lineage: Eukaryota; Viridiplantae; Streptophyta; Magnoliopsida; Alismatales; Araceae. The record is from the annotation of a GenBank genome assembly.
AUGCGGACAGGGAGAGGGAGAGGGCUAAGGAGAAGAGAGAAGGCCAAAGAAAGAGAGAGGGUAAGGGAAGAGAAGGAGAGGGAGAGGGAGAGUGAAAAGGAGAGGGCGAAGGAGAAAGAGAGGGAGAGGGAGAGGGAGAAGGAAAGAAGAAGGGAACGAGAAAGGGAAAAAAACAGGGAGAAGGAAGAGAGAGAACAAGCGAAGGAACAUAGAGAACGGGAGAGAGAAAAGGAGAGGGCAGAGAGGAAGAGGGUGAGGGGCGUGGAGAAACACAUAGAUGAGGACGAGGGAAGAGAUGGUGACGAGGUUAGGGAUCAUGAUCGGAAGCAUCAAAGAACUGCGGAGGAUUCCCAUCACAAGGAAUGGGAGCAGCCUAGAAGGUCUGACCGGCAUAGGGAGGAUAGUAAUGAACCUAUGAAGAAGAUGAAACGGAGUGAAGACGAAUCUGGCACAGUGAUUAAGAAGACCUAUGAAGAAGGUCUUGAGGAGGAGCAGUUGAAACUGGAUGAGGAGAUGGAAAAGCGGAGGCGGAGGGUUCAGGAAUGGCAGGAGCUGAGGAGGAAGAAGGAGGAACAGGAAAGGGAAAAAAAUGGUGAGGCCAGUGGUGAAGAACAGCUGCAGUCCAGCAAGAAGUGGACCUUGGAAGGAGAGUCUGAUGAUGACGAAGCCUUGCCUGUUUCAAAGGUAGAGAAAGAUGAAGCUCUGGAUGAAGAACCUAAACCUGGAGAUGGAGAUGGUAACACUAUGGCAGUAGACUCGAUGGAAGAUCUUCCGGUGGCUAAUGGCAAUGGAGAUGCAGAUGCUGAGGAAAUUGACCCUCUUGACGCUUACAUGAAUUCUCUACAAUUGCCUGAAGAUGCUGAGAAGCCGGAUGGUCCAGACACCUCUCAGAGGCCUAGUCGUACUGUAACCAACCAAGAUGGUGUCCCCAACAAUGACGUCACCAUCAUUGAAAAAAGGAGGAAGGACGGGAAAAUUGUGAUGGGUAGAAUUAUCCCUGGUGAAGAUUCUGAUUCAGAUUAUGUGGAUGCUGAGAACGAUGAAGUUCCUCCAGAAGAUGAAGAUGAUGACGAGUUCAUUAAGAGGGUGAAAAAGACAAAGGUUGAGAAGCUAACUAUCGUCGACCAUUCAAAAAUUCAGUAUCCAGAAUUCCGCAAGAACUUUUAUCUUGAAGUAAAGGAAAUCGCAAGGAUGACAGCUGCAGAAGUUGCUGCUUACAGGAAGGAACUCGAGUUAAAGCUACAUGGGAAAGAUGUGCCGAAGCCUAUCAAGACAUGGAACCAGACUGGCUUGACAAGAAAAGUUCUGGAGACAAUAAAAAAACUCAAUUUCGAGAAACCGAUGCCUAUUCAAGCUCAGGCUUUGCCUGUAAUUAUGAGUGGGCGUGACUGCAUAGGCAUUGCGAAAACAGGUUCAGGGAAGACAUUAGCCUUUGUAUUGCCUAUGCUGCGGCACAUAAAGGAUCAACCAUCAUUGGUGUCUGGCGAUGGUCCAAUUGGGCUUAUAAUGGCCCCUACGAGAGAGCUGGUCCAGCAAAUUCACAAUGAUAUCAAGAAGUUUGCCAAGGCUGUGGGUCUCAGUUGCGUGGCCGUAUAUGGGGGAUCCGGCGUGGCUCAACAGAUAGGCGAUUUGAAACGAGGUACGGAGAUUGUUGUAUGUACACCUGGUAGAAUGAUUGAUGUCCUAUGUACCAGCAGUGGAAAGAUUACAAACUUGCACAGAGUUACCUACUUGGUCAUGGAUGAAGCUGAUCGGAUGUUCGAUAUGGGCUUUGAACCUCAAAUUACUAGAAUAGUUCAGAAUACGAGACCAGACCGCCAGACAGUCCUAUUCUCGGCCACUUUUCCACGUCAGGUGGAAGGACUUGCUCGCAAAGUGUUGAACAAACCUGUUGAAAUUCUAGUGGGUGGAAGAAGCGUUGUCAACAAAGAUAUAACUCAAUUAGUUGAGGUGAGAAAAGAAAGUGACAGGUUCUUACGGCUGCUGGAGCUUCUGGGUGAAUGGUAUGAGAAAGGAAAAAUACUUGUUUUUGUCCAAUCACAGGACAGGUGUGAUUCUUUGUUCAAGGAUUUGCUUAAGCAUGGGUACCCUUGCCUUUCACUGCACGGGGCCAAGGAUCAAACUGACCGUGAAUCCACCAUUUCUGAUUUUAAGAGUAAUGUCUGCAACCUGCUGAUCGCUACAAGUGUUGCUGCAAGAGGACUAGAUGUGAAAGAACUUGAACUUGUGGUAAAUUAUGAUGUGCCCAACCACUAUGAGGACUAUGUCCACCGGGUCGGUCGGACUGGUCGAGCAGGCCGCAAAGGUUGUGCUGUUACAUUCAUUUCUGAGGAAGAGGAAAGGUACACACCAGAUCUUGUGAAGGCACUGGAGCUCUCUGAGCAGGCUGUUCCUGAAGAUCUCAAGGCUCUUGCUAGUGGGUUUAUGGCUAAGGUAAACCAGGGAACAGAGCAGGCUCAUGGAACUGGUUAUGGAGGGAGUGGAUUUAAAUUUAACGAGGAGGAAGAUGAAGCAAGAAAGGCUGCAAAGAAGGCACAAGCAAGGGAAUACGGUUUCGAGGAGGAUAAGUCGGAUUCAGAAUCUGAGGAUGAUGGUGUUCGAAAAGCUUCAGGCGAUAUAUCUCAGGCCGCAGCUCUUGCCCAAGCCGCAGCAAUAGCUGCGGCCUCAAAGGUUGCCAUGGGUGCGGCCCCUGUUGCUCCCGCGUCUCUGUUACUCAACGGCGGCGGGCUUCCUCUUAUUCCUGGUGCAGUCGGCCUUGCAACUGCUGCUGCAAAUCCCAUCUCCAUCCUCCCCGGUGAUGCUGCUGCCAGGGCUACUGCACUUGCUGCUGCUAUUAACUUGCAGCACAAUUUGGCUAAGAUACAGGCCGACACUAUGCCAGAACACUACGUAGCCGAGCUGGAGAUUAACGACUUCCCCCAGAAUGCUCGUUGGAAAGUUACCCACAAGGAGACUCUCGGCCCAAUUUCUGAGUGGACUGGAGCAGCUAUAACCACCCGAGGGCAGUACUAUCCUCCUGGGAAGAUACCAGCCCAAGGAGAACGUAAGCUCUACCUGUUCAUUGAAGGCACGACUGAGUCGUCUGUCAAGAAGGCUAAAGCUGAGCUAAAAAGGGCUUUGGAGGACUUCACGGCGCACGCGUUGUCUCUUCCAGGCGCCUCACAACCGGGGAAGUAUUCAGUUAUCUGA